AUGGUUCCAUCUCAGACUAGAAGAUCAACAUUGGCAUAUUGCAUAAUUUUCAGAGUUCAUAAUGCAGGACUUAUCAAACUCAUUCAAUUGUCCCAACUUUCUGCUUACAGACAAAUGGGAUGGGAAAACCUGACCAGCGUCUCAGAAUUUUUCCUCCUGGGGCUCCCUGCACAGCCAGAGCAACAGGAGGUCCUCUUUGGGCUGUUCCUGUCCAUGUACCUGAUCACAGUGGCAGGCAACCUCCUCAUCAUUCUGGCCAUCAUCGCUGACGCUCAACUUCACACUCCCAUGUAUUUCUUCCUGGUCAACCUCUCCCUUGCAGACACCUGCUUUGUGUCCACCACAGUCCCCAAGAUGCUGGCAAACAUAUGGAUCCAGAAUCAGGUCAUCUCAUAUGCGGGGUGUCUAUCACAACUAUAUUUUUUUAUGCUGUUUGGGAUGCUGGAGGCAUUCCUCUUAGCAGUCAUGGCCUAUGACCGCUAUGUGGCCAUAUGCCACCCACUCCAUUACAUCAUGGUCAUGAGCCCUGGGCUCUGUGUCUUCCUCGUGUCUGCAUCUUGGAUCAUGACUGCCCUCAGCUCCCUCUUACACACACUCUUGAUGAACAGCCUGUCCUUCUGUGCAGACCACGAGAUCCCACACUUCUUUUGUGACAUCAACCCCCUUCUGAGUCUGUCCUGCACUGACCCCUUCAUCAACGAGCUGGUGAUCUUCACCAUUGGCAGCCUCACAGGUCUGGUUUGCGUGCUUUGCCUGGUUAUCUCUUACACGUACAUUUUCUCCACCAUCCUGAAGAUCCCCUCAGCUCAGGGGAAGAGGAAAGCCUUUUCUACCUGCAGUUCUCACCUGUCUGUGGUCUCUCUAUUCUUUGGGACAUCCUUUUGUGUUUAUUUCAGUCCCCCCUCAACCCGCUCAGCACAGAAGGGAGCUGUUGCUUCGGUGAUGUACACUGUGGUCACCCCGAUGCUAAAUCCCUUUAUCUACAGUUUGAGGAACAGAGACAUCAGGUCUUCCCUGAGAAAGGUAAUCUGGUUUAGGAAAAUGCACUCCCCUCAGUGGUAG
Molecule: messenger RNA, 1062 nt
Organism: Eptesicus fuscus (big brown bat)
Lineage: Eukaryota; Metazoa; Chordata; Mammalia; Chiroptera; Vespertilionidae
Product: olfactory receptor 1G1
Exons: 1
Coding region: 1-1062 (353 amino acids)
Biological process (GO): G protein-coupled receptor signaling pathway
Cellular component (GO): membrane
Molecular function (GO): olfactory receptor activity; G protein-coupled receptor activity
Source: RefSeq, a predicted model, not a curated record